This is a messenger RNA of Chlamydomonas reinhardtii, 2156 nucleotides long. RefSeq lists its product as uncharacterized. NCBI's taxonomy places the organism in Eukaryota, Viridiplantae, Chlorophyta, Chlorophyceae, Chlamydomonadales, Chlamydomonadaceae. Bases 329 to 1462 code for a protein of 377 amino acids. The record is from RefSeq and is a predicted model, not a curated record. The transcript has 12 exons.
CCAAGGCCUGCUUGCGCAAGCGUUAUUUUGCCGCGAGGUCGCGGGCCCCGCGAAUCCUGCUUAUGAGACUCGUAUUUCUAUAGCUCUGAUUCCAUAUCGCAUUCAAACCAUAAUGCGCUGUCGAGUGCGAGCCCCCGAGCCCCUGUGCAGCAGCACAACACCCACGGCUUUGACCCGGCGCGCCUUGUACCCCCAAGCCUCUGCUGCGACCGCGCGCACCGCAUCAUUCGCGUCCUCCAGGCAGCUAUUUCAGCUGCCUACAACACCUAGAGCGCUCCAAGGCUGCGCGACACGAACUCGUGUCCUCGCAAGCGAUUGCCGGCGCGCCAUGUCGUCGCGACCUGACGUCACGACCGCAGCCGCGGGCAGCGGCAGUAGCAGCGGCAGCGGCAGUAGCAGCAACACGACGUGGGUGGAGGUGCCGGCGGAGGGGCGGGUGGUUCUAAUUGGCAUCACGGGUGCCACCGGCAGGAGCGCGCUGCAGGGCCUGCUGGCUGCUGGCGGCGCCACGGGCCGCCCCGGGCGACACACGCUCCUGGCCAUGACGCGCAACCCGAGCGGGGCCAGCGCACAGGGCCUGCCGGAGGGCGUGCAGGCGGUGGCGGGCGACCUGGACGCCCCCGCCUCCCUGGAGCCCGCCCUGCGCGGGGCCAGCGCCGUGUACUGCCACGCCCUGGCCAAGGACGGCGCCACAGCCGACCCGCAGGAGCUGGUGCGGGCCCGCAGUCUGGCGGCGGCGGCCAAGGCGGCAUGCGUGAAGCUAAUCAUGUACAACAGCAGCGGCGGGCGCGGCUGCGGGUACGGCAUCAGUCAGAUGGAGCAGAAACACCAGGUUGAGGACAUCCUGGCUGCCGCCGUGCCCACCGUGGCUUUGCAGGCCACUCUGUUUAUGGAGGAGCUGUGGAAGCGCUACACGCGGCCCGGCAUUCUCAAGGGCGCGUUCACAUGGAGCUCGCCGGGGGACAGGCCCAUUCAGUGGGUGGCGGCUCGGGACCUGGGUCUGGCUGCUGGCACGCUGCUGGCGGCGGGAGGAGUGGAGGUGCCGGCGGCCGCUGCAGGAGCUCCCUCAGGCGCGCAUGGGGGACUGCGGCUGCGCGCCAUUGAGCUGGCGGGUGACGAGCUGAGUCCGGAGCAGAUGUGCGCGGCCUUCGCCAAGGUCCAGGGCAGCCCGGUGCGCCAUAACCGCGCCCCCGCCUGGCCCUUCUGGUUCCUGGCGCGAGAUGUGUGGCGCAUCAGCAAGUUCCUGACGGAGCGCGGCUACAAGGCUGAUGUGGCGGCGUGCCGGCGGCAGUUUCCCGGCAUGCUCACAUUCGAGGAGUUCCUCAUCCUCACCGGCUGGGCCGACCCCUCCCGCACCUUUGAGGACGGCAUUGCUUUUGCUACAGCCGCCUCGGACACCCCUGCUACUGCCGCUACUGCUGCUGCUGCGACGACGGCCACGGCCGCCACAAAGGAGCAGUAGCGACGGUGAAGUGAAGAGGAGGAGCAAGGGGACAAGAAGGAAUUAACAGGCAGCUUAAAUACCGUAGUGCCGGUCUGUUCCGUGGUGCAAUGCGUGUGCACAUAUGAGAGACUAUGGGUUGUGGUGUAUGGUGUAUGGCGGCGGGAGGGAGAGGACUAGAGGAGAUGCGGCUGUGGGGCCAUAGCGUGAGAGAAGCGGUCGCACGGGGUGUCCAGCAAUUUCUUACGUUAUCUAUCUGUGGGGCACGCCGUAGGACAGUAGGAGCCGCUGAGUAAUGCAGCGCCAUGACGCUGGUGUUUUAGAGGGUGCUAGUGGCCACAGGUGUAGAAGGGUGCAUACGUACGGCGUGGCAGGAGGAGAGGGAGUGCCGAGUGCACGCGGCUACGGAGAGCACCGUACCACCGGCAGGGAGAAUGCCAGGGGAAAGGCAGUUAACACGCACCUUGAGCAUUCCUAGGCAGUUCGGCCAUGAAUAAGCAUGACCACUGGAUGUAAGUCUGCAACAGCUGCGAGCACGGGGUGCAGCAACAGUCACUUGCGUGGGCGAGCUGCGCCUGUGGGCUGUGCCAGGGCCCCAUCGUGGGGCCCCCCGGAGGCAGAGGCCAGCAGAGGCUAGUUCGCGACCAGUUGGCCUUCCCAGGGGACUUUGCGUUGGGAGGUAUUGGACGGCUACAAGCUGUAAAUAUUUGACCUA